AAAAUAAACUUGGGAAAAAAAAAAAAAAAAAAGGGAAGGGAAGGAGGAAAGUCAAGAAAAAUGUUGAUUGGCUUGUGUGGAGGUAUAUGCUCUGGUAAACAUGCCAUUGCAGAGUACCUCAUCCAGCAUCAAGGGUUCCAGCUACUCGAACUUAAAAGUAGAAGUUUCCCUCGAAUAGCUGAUGAGCUCGAGGAUGAUCGAUGGCUACACGAGUCAGAGUUUACGGGUAAAGGGAGAAGUCAGCCAUCGCAGCUAUUAUUUGAAAGUGCAGAAUCGCUUCUAGAUUUUGCAACGAAAAAUUGGCAAGGCCUCUGGGUAACAACAGAUAUUUGGGAGAGUGCUACAUUAGAUCGCUUUCUUCAACGCCCGUUUUUCCUCCUAGUGAGCGUUGACGCACCAGUUAGUCUCCGAUGGCAGCGAUUUGGAGACAGGUGUCGGAGGAGGCAGCUUGAGCCCCCGCCUCUCGAAAAGUUUGUACUCUGGAAUGAUCGACAUCUGUAUGAUAAGAAUAUCGGGCGUGUCUAUUUGACCGACCGGGCACAGGUUCGAUUGUUCAACUCAUCCACUUCAUUGGAGGAAUUGCAUGCUGCUCUCAUGGGGCUUAACCUGGCUGACGAGGAGCGCUUACGACCAAACUGGGAUCAGUACUUCAUGCAGUUGGCAUCUCUUGCCGCACAGCGGAGUAAUUGUAUGAAGAGAAGGGUGGGCUGUGUGCUUGUUCGGGAACGCCGUGUCAUCAGUACUGGAUACAACGGAACUCCACGACAUCUAAGAAACUGCAACGAGGCUGGCUGUCCAAGAUGCAACCGAGGUGAGGGCGGAGGCGUCGGUUUAUCCACGUGUCUUUGCCUUCAUGCAGAAGAGAACGCUCUAUUAGAGGCUGGAAGGGAGCGUAUACGGGAGGGUACAAUACUUUAUUGUGACACGUGUCCUUGCUUGACGUGCACAGUCAAAAUUGCCCAGGUUGGCAUUUCCGAAGUCGUAUACUCACAGGGAUAUAAUAUGGAUCAAGAUAGCGCUGCAAUUCUAGAGUCCGCUGGUGUUCGCCUUCGACAGUUUUCUCCCCCUCGGAACGGACUUAUCUAUCUCGAGGGUUCAACUAAAAUAAAGCAAUAAUUGUUCUGCAUAAGAGCCUAGGCCUUAGAUGCACAAUGGAUCAUGGAGAAUUUUGAAUACGGUUUCAGGGAUGGCAAAGGCAACCAGAUGCGUAUAGUAUAUACGAUCUAUACAGUCAGUCAUGAUCCAUCCAUCUACCGUGAUCUUAAGUAAA
Messenger RNA from Aspergillus caelatus, 1270 nucleotides. Its product is annotated as deoxycytidine monophosphate deaminase. Gene Ontology annotation, molecular function: hydrolase activity; zinc ion binding. The coding region runs from base 61 to 1116 and encodes 351 amino acids. The record is from RefSeq and is a predicted model, not a curated record. NCBI's taxonomy places the organism in Eukaryota, Fungi, Ascomycota, Eurotiomycetes, Eurotiales, Aspergillaceae. The transcript has 7 exons.